This is a messenger RNA of Artibeus jamaicensis (Jamaican fruit-eating bat), 3210 nucleotides long. It is a transcript of the gene HK3, whose product is annotated as hexokinase 3. The record is from RefSeq and is a predicted model, not a curated record. Gene Ontology annotation, biological process: intracellular glucose homeostasis; glycolytic process; glucose 6-phosphate metabolic process. NCBI's taxonomy places the organism in Eukaryota, Metazoa, Chordata, Mammalia, Chiroptera, Phyllostomidae. Gene Ontology annotation, molecular function: ATP binding; D-glucose binding; fructokinase activity. The transcript is spliced from 20 exons. Gene Ontology annotation, cellular component: cytosol; mitochondrion. Bases 254 to 3028 code for a protein of 924 amino acids.
UUAUAUGGAGAGGUCAGUGGGGUGCCUCAUACUGAGAGAGGAGAGCUCAGGCUCGAGAAGGCUGACCCACUGCUGCUGGUCCAGGAGUGGAGGCUGGAAAGGCUGCACCUUUGGUCCUCAGUGGAGGCUCCCCGCCCAGCCAGCAACCCUGAGAUUCCUUUGCAGGGGAAGGCCUGUUCCGUCUAGCUGACUCAGCCUGCGGAAGCCAAGAGUCUCACGGUUUUUCAGGCAGCCACCCCCACUGUGGAACCACAUGGACUCCAUGGGCCCUGCAGAGCUGCAGCCAGGGGAAGGAGCCCCUGGCUGCCCCCAGGAGGGCUUGCCCCGCCCCCCGGACAGCUCUGAGUUGGUGCAGGACUGCCUGAACCAGUUCAAGCUGACAGAGCCCCAGCUGCGGCAGAUCCAGGCCAGGAUCCUGGGUUCCAUGGAGCUGGCCCUGAGGGGCGAGGCCAGCCCCGUACCCGCCGUCCGGAUGCUGCCCACCUAUGUAGGGUCCAUCCCACACGGCACUGAGCAAGGGGACUUCUUGGUGCUGGAGCUGGGGGCCACCGGGGCCUCCCUGCGUGUUCUGUGGGUGACCCUGACCGGCUCUGAGGGGCAUCAGAUGGAGCCCCGCAGCCGCGAGUUUUUGAUCCCCCAAGAGCUGAUGCUGGGUCCUGGCCAGCAGCUCUUUGACUUUGCUGCGCGAUGUCUGUCUGAGUUCCUGGACGCCUUCCCAGUGGGCAACCGGAGGCUGCAGCUAGGGUUCAACUUCUCCUUCCCCUGCCACCAGACGGGCCUGGACAGGAGCACCCUCAUUUCCUGGACCAAAGGUUUCAGGUGUAGUGGUGUGGAAGGCCAGGAUGUGGUCCAGCUGCUCCGAGAGGCCAUCCAGAGGCAGGGGACCUAUAGCGUCGACGUGGUUGCCGUGGUGAACGACACGGUGGGCACCAUGAUGGGCUGCGGGCCAGGGAGCGUGCCUUGUGAGGUCGGGCUCGUCGUGGACACCGGCACCAACGCCUGUUACAUGGAGGAGGCGCGGCAUAUGGCGGUGCUGGACGAGGACCGGGGCCGCGUCUGUGUCAGCGUCGAGUGGGGCUCCUUUGGCGAUGAUGGGGCCCUCGGGCCAGUGCUGACCACAUUCGACCGCAUCCUGGACCAGGAGUCCCUGAACCCCGGUGCUCAGAGGUUUGAGAAGAUGAUUGGCGGCCUGUACCUGGGCGAGCUGGUGCGGCAGGUGCUGGCUCACCUGGUCCGGCACGGGGUCCUUUUUGGCGGCUGUGCCUCCCCGGCCCUGCUGAGCCAAGGAGGCAUCCUCCUGGAGCAGGUGGCCGAGAUGGAGGACCCCUCGGCCGGGACAGCCCGGGUGCAAGCCGUCCUGCAGGGCUUGGGCCUGAAUCCAGGGGCCACGGACACUGAGCUGGUGCAGCGCGUGUGUGCGGCGGUGUGCACUCGAGCCGCCCACCUGUGCGCUGCCGCCCUGGCUGCCGUCCUCACACGCCUCCAGCACGGCCGGGAGCAGCAGGCGCUGCAGAUCGCGGUGGCUACUGGAGGCCGAGUGUUUGAGCGACACCCCAGGUUCCUCAGCGUCCUGCGGGAGACUGUGAAGCUCCUGGCCCCCGAAUGUGACGUCUCCUUCACCCCCUCUGUGGAUGGGGGUGGCCGGGGCGUGGCAAUGGUGACCGCUGUGGCUGCCCGAGUGGCGGCCCACCAACGCAUGCUGGAGGAGACCCUGGCCCCGUUCCGGCUGAACCACGAGCAGCUGGCACAGGUGCAGGCGCAGAUGCGGGAGGCCAUGGCCCAGGGGCUCCGAGGGGAGGCCUCCUCCCUCCGGAUGCUGCCCACUUACGUCCGGGCCACUCCUGAUGGCAGCGAGCGGGGGGACUUCCUGGCACUGGACCUCGGGGGCACCAACUUCCGAGUCCUCCUGGUUCGCGUGGCCGCGAGUGGUGUGCAAAUCACCAGCGAGAUCUACUCCAUCCCUGAGCACGUGGCUCAGGGCCCUGGAGAGCAGCUCUUUGACCACAUCGUGGACUGCAUCCUGAACUUCCAGCAGAAGCAGGGCCUCAGCGGGCAGACCCUCCCCCUGGGUUUCACCUUCUCCUUCCCCUGCAGGCAGGUCGGCCUGGACCAGGGCAUCCUCCUGAACUGGACGAAGGGCUUCAACGCCUCAGACUGCGAGGGCCAGGACGUCGUGGGGCUGCUGCGGCAGGCCAUUGUGCGCAGACAGGCAGUGAAGCUGAAUGUCGUUGCCAUUGUCAAUGACACGGUGGGGACCAUGAUGUCCUGUGGCUAUGAAGACCCCCAUUGUGAGGUCGGCCUAAUUGUUGGGACCGGCACCAACGCCUGCUACAUGGAGGAGCUCCAGAACGUGGCGGGUGUCGCCGGGGACUCGGGCCUCAUGUGCAUCAACAUGGAGUGGGGCGCCUUUGGGGAUGAUGGCUCUCUGGGCACACUCGCGACCUGCUUCGACGAUCUCGUGGAUCAGGCAUCCAUCAACCCUGGCAAACAGAGGUUUGAGAAGAUGAUCAGCGGCAUGUACCUGGGGGAGAUUGUCCGCCACAUCCUCUUGCAUUUGACGAGCCUUGGAGUUCUCUUCCGGGGCCAGAAGACCCAGCGCCUUCAGACCAGGGACAUUUUCAAGACCAAGUUUCUCUCUGAGAUUGAAAGUGACAGCCUGGCCCUGAGGCAGGUCCGGGCCAUCCUGGAGGACCUGGGGCUGCCCCUGACCUCAGACGACGCCCUGAUGGUCCUAGAGGUGUGCCAGGCUGUGUCCCAGCGGGCCGCCCAGCUCUGUGGGGCAGGUGUGGCUGCCGUGGUGGAGAAGAUCCGUGAGAACCGGGGCCUGGAGGCGCUCACUGUGUCCGUGGGGGUAGACGGGACCCUCUACAAGCUGCACCCCCACUUCUCUGGCCUGGUGGAGGCCACUGUGCGGGAGCUGGCCCCUCGCUGCGCGGUCACCUUCCUGCAGUCGGAGGAUGGGUCGGGCAAAGGGGCAGCCCUGGUCACCGCCGUCGCCUGCCGCCUGGCCCAGCAGGCCCUUGUCUGAAGGAGUCUCCGGGAUCGAUCUGCGCUGGACCGGGGCCCGGGCCCCAAGCAUUCCCGGCCAGGCCCAGCCCCACCAGGGACUCCCAGCACAGCCCCCACAUGACCCCGCUGUGGCCACUGGCCUCAGCCUCUGGCUUCCUGUAGAGAAGCGGCACUUGGGUUAGCAAUAUAUAUAUAUAAUUU